Molecule: messenger RNA, 444 nt
Organism: Phytophthora infestans T30-4
Lineage: Eukaryota; Oomycota; Peronosporomycetes; Peronosporales; Peronosporaceae
Exons: 1
Coding region: 1-444 (147 amino acids)
Source: RefSeq, a predicted model, not a curated record
AUGUCAACUACACAUGGCAAGCCCGCGGGGGGCCUGGAGUGCAUGGCGACGAUGGACGACAUCACGGAAGAGGACGGCAACUACUGCGAGUUCCAGACGUCGCCCAGCGGUUUGUGGCAUCCCGCGCUCUUUUGCGCGGACGUGGUGGAGCAGCUUCUGGCAUCGCAAUUCCACACGUACAUGAAGAAGGUUCAGGAGGCGGACUGCAAGGCGGAGCUGCGUCGCCUGGUGGCAAAGGGGCCUCCUAUCUGGCUGGAGGACAAGCAUGCUCUGCCCAUUCCUGAGGGAGACACACACAUCACAAAAGUGUGGUCUGCUAAAGACAACGAGGAACGCAGUGCCAAGCUGGACGGAGCUGUGGAAGGGGAAGCUCGUGAUUCUUUGUGGAAAGAGCUGCGGCAACUCAUGGAUGCCAUGGAGGAAGACAAGGAGGAAGUUCGAUAA